AUUCACGUUCCCAACAGCUGUGAGUUGGGUUCCCGCGGUGAAGUGGUCGAGGAGGCAGAGUUUGACGAUCUCGUAUUCGUCCGUGACCCGGCCGAGCUGAGGAAAGACCCACACACGUGCUUCUUUGAGGGAGAACAUCAUGCACAUGGAUCACAGUGGACACCGCAGUACAACACCACUCUCUCUAUAUCCCUGCAGAAGAAGACAGUGAUCUGUGAUCCUGUGAUCUGUCCCGCGCUCUCAUGUCCUCACACCAUCCAGCCUGAAGACCAGUGCUGUCCCAUCUGUGACGAAAAGAAAGAAUCCAAACAGACGACUGCAGUAGAAAAAGUUGAAGAAGAUCCAGAAGGCUGUUAUUUUGAAGGUGAUCAGAAAAUGCACGCACCUGGCACAACAUGGCAUCCGUUCGUCCCGCCAUUCGGUUACAUCAAGUGUGCAGUGUGUACCUGCAAGGGCUCCACAGGAGAAGUGCACUGCGAGAAAGUGACGUGCCCGCCUCUCACCUGCAGCCGACCAAUCAGACGCAACCCUUCAGACUGCUGUAAGGAGUGUCCUGCUGAAGACACGCCCCCUCUGGAGGAUGAUGAAAUGAUGCAGGCGGAUGGAACGCGCCACUGCAAAUUUGGCAAAAACUACUACCAGAAUAGCGAACACUGGCACCCUCGUGUCCCGCUGGUGGGAGAAAUGAAGUGCAUUACCUGCUGGUGUGAU
Sinocyclocheilus rhinocerous is the source of this 711-nucleotide messenger RNA. Its product is annotated as chordin-like. The annotation marks the transcript as partial. The record is from RefSeq and is a predicted model, not a curated record. The transcript has 5 exons. Lineage: Eukaryota; Metazoa; Chordata; Actinopteri; Cypriniformes; Cyprinidae. Gene Ontology annotation, biological process: negative regulation of BMP signaling pathway; dorsal/ventral pattern formation. Gene Ontology annotation, molecular function: BMP binding.